UUUUGAGGUACUACGAUCUGAAGAUCACAUUUUCCACAGCGCGUGGAGCCUCGGAUCUGCACUGGGACGAAGCGAAAGGACUCAGCGGUCUCUCUUAUCGUGUCGUGCGCUGUCGAAACGAGAAAAGGCCCAGAGGAUUAGGCUGGAUUUAAGAACACACUGUAUGAGGAGAUCACUCCAAACCCGACCGGCCUGGUGCGCUGUAGAUGGGAGCAUGCGUGAGUAACAGGUUUCUGUGGCGGGACCUCAAGCUCCUCCCCUCAUCUGGAGCCCCUGUGCUGUAUGAUACGAGGCCGCCUUCCUUCACACACUCUGACCUCAGUUCAACAGGUGUGAAGAUGAGGAAGUUUGCGUACUGUAAGGUGGUGCUGGCCACCUCUCUGGUGUGGGUGAUGCUAGACAUGUUCAUCCUCCUCUACUUCAGUGAAUGCAACAAAUGUGACGACAAAAAAGAUAGAGGAUUGCCGGGGAGAGAGACUGUGGUUCAAAGGCCUCAUGACGGCCCAGGGGAGAUGGGAAAGCCAGUGGUUAUCGCUAAAGACCAACAGGAGAGGAUGAAGGAAAUGUUUAAGAUAAACCAGUUUAACCUGAUGGCCAGUGAGAUGAUUGCACUCAACCGCUCUUUACCGGACGUGCGUCUCGAGGGGUGUAAAACAAAAGUGUAUCUAGACGAUCUCCCACGCACCAGUGUGGUGAUUGUGUUCCAUAAUGAAGCGUGGACCACUUUGCUCCGAACGGUCCACAGCGUCAUCGACAGGUCACCGAGACACCUGCUAGAGGAAAUCGUGCUGGUGGAUGACGCCAGUGAGAGAGACUUCCUGAAGAGGCAGUUGGAGCAAUAUGUGCAGAAGUUGGAGGUUCCUGUCAGGGUGAUACGGAUGGAGCAGCGUUCGGGCCUGAUUCGCGCUCGGUUGAAGGGGGCGUCCAUAUCCACAGGUCAGGUGAUUACCUUCCUGGAUGCCCACUGUGAAUGCACCACUGGCUGGCUAGAGCCUCUGCUCGCUCGCAUCAAACUUGACAAGAAAACUGUAGUGUGUCCCAUCAUUGAUGUGAUCAGCGAUGACACGUUUGAGUACAUGGCAGGCUCUGAUAUGACAUAUGGUGGGUUCAACUGGAAGCUGAACUUCCGCUGGUAUCCGGUACCACAGAGAGAGAUGGAUCGCAGGAAAGGAGACAGAACGCUGCCUGUCAGGACCCCCACUAUGGCAGGUGGUCUCUUCUCCAUAGACAGAGAUUAUUUCCAGGAGAUUGGCACAUAUGAUGCAGGCAUGGACAUCUGGGGGGGAGAGAACCUGGAGAUCUCCUUCAGGAUUUGGCAAUGCGGGGGGACGCUUGAGAUUGUCACAUGUUCUCACGUCGGUCACGUGUUCCGUAAGGCGACGCCGUACACGUUCCCCGGUGGAACUGGGCAGAUCAUCAACAAAAACAACCGACGGCUGGCAGAGGUCUGGAUGGAUGAGUUCAAGAACUUCUUCUACAUCAUUUCACCUGGUGUGACGAAAGUGGAUUAUGGAGAGAUCUCAUCCAGAACAUCCCUGAGACAGAGACUGCAGUGUAAGCCGUUCUCCUGGUACCUAGAAAAUGUCUACCCAGACUCCCAGAUACCACGCCACUACUACUCGCUGGGAGAGGUCUGUAUCUCUCUCUAUCUCUCUCUCACACACACAUGCGGAUACUCAUCUUUGUCUCUCCUUGCCACUGAUGGUGACAUUGUAAGGUAUAAGGUUUUCUCGUACACAGCCAAUAAAGAGAUCCGGACUGAUGACCUCUGUUUGGAUGUGUCCAAACUCAACGGUCCAGUUAUGAUGCUCAAGUGCCAUCACUUGAAAGGCAACCAGCUCUGGGAAUUUGACCCUGUGAAGCUGAGCCUGGUGCAUGUGAACAGUAAUCAGUGUUUGGAUAAGGCGUCCGAAGAUGACAGUCAGGUGCCCAGCGUCAGGGACUGCACCGGGAGCCGCUCGCAGCAGUGGCUGCUCCGCAACGUCACACUGCCCGAGAUGUUCUGAGCUCGCACACAGACAGACAGAUGGACAGACUCUCACACCAUCACUGAUGGAGAGAAUGUGAGAGAAAGGACUGCUUUCCUCUCAAUCCUGGCGGUCUGCCUUCAAAUGAUCUCAAAGAACAGAACCGCAUAUGUAUAUGAAUCUUCCCAUCACUCCACCUUGCAGAGGAAAAGAACGAAUGAUGGAGAGAAAGACUCAUGGAGAAAGAAACUUGAGUUUGAUGCCGUUAUCCUCCUCGUUCGAGGAGCUGCGGGCAUUUUGGUUAUGUUUACGAGAACGCCUCCCUUUUAGAGUAUCAGUGUGUGUGUGUGUGUGAGAGAGACAGGAAUGUGUGAGUCACAGUGUUUUCCACAGGAGUUUCACCCUUUUUCUUAAUUUAAGUAUUUUUCAAGCCUUGUAGAUAUGAAGGGUAUCUAGCACAUGAAGGAGAGGCUGAUGUGUGUCUGAGUGGAUGUGUGUGCAUGUGAGAUUUCAAGUGUCACAUAUCAGGAUGGAUCUCCUGUCUGUGGACAUUACAGUGGUUUGCUAUCCGUUUGAAGCAGGGGCUCCCUCUACUGGCCACCGACACACACUGACCUGUCUGUCAAUCUUCAUCUCAGCCAGUGGACUACCAAUAAUCAAUCAAUCCCCAUAUAGGUUUAUAAUUAAUGAAAAGGAUGACUGAUCGUCUAGGACGUUUUUCAUAUCAUCAGUGCUCAUGUAACUUUUUUAAACCAGUGGUUGAUACUUUUUUUGGUUUCUGCAUUUUUGAGUGCCACGUACAAGCAAGUCUGUCUCUUAAAGAUAUGAUGGUAAUUUCACCCUUAAUUGUUGCCUUCCUUUGGGUUCCAGCCGACAUGGUUUACCCAUAAGCACAUGGGUUGAUCGAGAAGAGAUGGAUCAUCUUCUGUCAUAUCAUCCAACAGUACAAGGGCUCGGUCUCACUGUGUACAUGCACGAGAAAGAACACUUUCGUCUGAUAUCCUUCUUUGUUUACGUUCACUUUAAAAUUAUUACUGACUUCUGUGUAGAACUUCUUUAAUUCAUCAACACAUUUGGCAUCUGAAGGUAAAAGUAGGCUGCUCGCCACAUUUCAGCAGAUGUCUUUAAACAGUUUGAUAGCCUAAAGAGAUUGUCCUGCAUUUCAGGUUCAUGCAUUUCAUUCUUCUGAUUUUAUUUUCAAGUGAUCUGAGAUUUCAUUUGAGCUGUGAUGGUUGAAGAUGAAAAUGAAAGUGACCUCCUCUGUUUUGAGAUUUGCCAUGUGGAAUCAGGAAUCUUGACCCUGUCCAAAUACAUAAAUGAUCUGUACUCUUUUGUGUCCUGGUCAUUAGUCCGGUUUUUAACUGGAUUUUCCAGUAGUCUUGAUAGAAACUAUGGCUGCGUUUACACUUGGCAUUAACAUGCGAUCACCGUGAUCCGAUCAAGCAGAUCGGAUCAUC
Sinocyclocheilus grahami is the source of this 3424-nucleotide messenger RNA. Its product is annotated as polypeptide N-acetylgalactosaminyltransferase 1-like. Gene Ontology annotation, cellular component: Golgi apparatus. The record is from RefSeq and is a predicted model, not a curated record. NCBI's taxonomy places the organism in Eukaryota, Metazoa, Chordata, Actinopteri, Cypriniformes, Cyprinidae. The coding region runs from base 207 to 2006 and encodes 599 amino acids. The transcript is spliced from 14 exons. Gene Ontology annotation, molecular function: polypeptide N-acetylgalactosaminyltransferase activity. Gene Ontology annotation, biological process: protein O-linked glycosylation.